AUGUUGCUGUCCUCUGUCUACCUUGGUUUCUGUGCACUUUUUGCGACUUGCACUUGCGCACUGCCUCACUCCAACAAGCCGUGGUCCAGUCUGGCAAUUUCAGCAUCGCCAAACGGACGGUACCUGUACAGAGAACACUCCGGCGAGCCUUUCUUUUGGGUCGCUGACACAAACUGGGAACUCUUCCACAAGUUGAACCGCACCGACGUCGACCUCUAUCUCGCCGACCGCGCCGCCAAGGGGUUCAACAUAAUCCAAGCGGUAGUUCUGUCAAAGUACAACGUCACUACGAUACCGAACUUCUACGGUGACUUGGCCAUUGAUGAUGAGGACGUAACAAAGCCCAACGAGGGCUACUUUUCCUACGUUGACUGGGUCGUCACGCGCGCUGCGGAGUACGGCAUACUCAUCUGCUUUGUUCCUACUUGGGGCCGCUACGUCAACUCGGGCUGGUACGGGACGAUCGGCUACACACUCUUCAAUGAAGACAACGCCGAAUGGUUCGGGCGCUACUUGGGGAAGCGUUACCCUGGAAUCCCAAAGAUGAUGGGUGGAGACACCAAUGGCUUCUGGGCAAACAACGUCCCCCAGGCCCGUCAAGCAUGGAGGGACGAUCCCGACUCAGAUCCGAAAUCUCAUCUCAACCCAAUCGAAGAUACACGUGCCAUAUGGGCUGCAAUGAUGAAAGGGUUCAAAGAGGAAGAAGCUAAGUUGGGAUACGACGCUUUCGUCACGUUUCAGCCUACAAGCCCGUGGAUUGCCGACCCACCUACGCCCUUUCCAUUUGGACACAAUUACAUCAAUGGGAGCUUGGGGACCUUGACAAUGGACGCCGUUCAAUCUGGCCACGAAAGCCCUGAUCCAACAGGUGUCGAUGCCGGUUUCACCGUUCUGCGUCCUUGGGACUCGCGUAAAAACUACGAAAGCAUCAUCCAAAUGCGCGAAGAGUUUACUGGUCCCGUCAUGGACGUCGAAAACCACUACGAAGGUGCCCACGACUCUUUCAACACAAGCAAAGCCAUCUGGAACGCAUCUGACGUCCGCCACGGCUACUAUCCUGCCGUACUCUCAGGUGCUUGCGGCAUCACCUUCGGCUCCCUUCCGGUGCAGCAGUCAUACGAGAACAUGUCACUUAUUGCCAGCCCAGAGCACUACAUGGAGCCACAACUGGGCCUUUCCGAGAACGCCAGCUGGCACGAGGCAAUCCACUGGCCUGGAGCCAAGCAGACUGGAUAUGUCGCCAAACUCUUCGAAGGCCUGACCGCAGAACAGUUCAAUAGCUUGCAGCCUGCCCGCGAGCUGAUCUCAUCUCCCAGCGAUUUGGCAGAGGAUGUCCUGUCAUUUGACGGUGACAGAUACAUCGCUGGAAUGAUGACAUCCGGGUACUAUUCUGUUUAUAGCGGGUGGGGAGAUGCCUUCGACGUUGAUUUGGAGGCUCUUGCAGCGAUAUGGGAGGCACCUGGAGUCAAUGUGAAGGCGCUGUGGUUCGAUCCGCGUACCUCCGAGCGACUAUCUGUCGAGGGAAGCUCAACAUUCGAGGCCAAGGGAGUCAAGACAUUCACACCACCGACCAAUGGAGGUGUGGACUUUGACUGGGUGUUGAUUAUCAAAUCGAACGUGCAUGACUGCGAGUAA
Molecule: messenger RNA, 1635 nt
Organism: Colletotrichum karsti
Lineage: Eukaryota; Fungi; Ascomycota; Sordariomycetes; Glomerellales; Glomerellaceae
Exons: 2
Coding region: 1-1635 (544 amino acids)
Source: RefSeq, a predicted model, not a curated record